CGCAAUCGGUUGGCCUGAAACUUGAAGCGUGCAGCGCCGUGACGCCGAAUUCCGUGGCCUUGCCAAGAAAGUCCUGGCCACUUUCUCCACAACCGGACACGUUCUGAUUCGAGAAGAUCACAUUCUCCCGACAGCCAGGCUCUCAGCCCCAGCCGGCCAGCCCCUUCCCAGAGUCCAGACUCCAGCGUCAUGGCAGGAGCCGUAGAGGACGCCGAGGUGACGGUGCUGGGCGUGUGGCCGAGCCCAUUCGCCAUCGCCGUGCGCGUCGCGCUCAACGUCAAGGGCGUGCGGCACACGUACGUGGAGGAGGACCUCGUCGAUAAGAGCGAGCUCCUCCUCCGCUCCAACCCGGCGUACAGGAAGGUGCCGGUGCUCAUCCACAACGGCAGGCCCGUGUGCGACUCCCGGGUCAUACUUCAGCACAUCGACGAGGCUUGGGCUGCUACGGGGCCGCCCAUCCUGCCGCGCGAGGUACACGACCGCGCCGUCGCCCGCUUCUGGGCCGCAUACGUCCACGGAGAGAUCGACCCGGCGUGGCGGGCGUUCGCGUGGGCGCGCACAGACGAGGCGAGGGCGGCAGCCGUCGCGCGGCUCGUCGCAGCGCUGGACACGAUGGAAGGGGCGUUCGAGGAGUGCGCCAAGGGGGAGGGGAGGCCCUUCUUCGGCGGUGACGGGGUCGGCUACGUCGACGUCGUUCUCGGCGGGUUCCUGCCGUGGUUCGGCGCGAUUGACGAGAUGGCUGGCGGUCACGGCAGCCUCAUCGACGCGGCGAGGACGCCGCGACUGGCCGCGUGGGCGGGGCGGUUCCGAGCGGCCGAUGCCGCGAGGGGUGUCGUGCCGAGUGAUGCGGGCAAGGUGGUGGAGUACUUCCGGGCGCUUCAGGCCAGGUGGCCCGGUGCGCCAGGGGACUGACCAGUGACUAGUCUACCUGCGCUCUCGAGUCUUGACAUGUUUGUGCACAAGCCGUGCAAUCUUCAAGCUCGACAUCUUCCAGAUGCGAUCGCUAGUGAUGAGCUUGUUACGUGGUAUAUUGAAUAAGAUGAGAAUGUGUGUUCUGGAAUCUGGACUCCUCGAAGGCGUGCAAGUUCAGGGGUCUAUUCAGACACAACACUCAGACGAGCCUAGAGCAUAUGGCAUGUGUCGCUCUUGCUUCGUCGUACGAUAGUACAUUGAGUCGCCGUGGCAAUUGGCAAAUAUUCCUAAAUUUGACUCUUCAUGUUUUCACUA
Messenger RNA from Phragmites australis (common reed), 1227 nucleotides. RefSeq names its product probable glutathione S-transferase GSTU6. Gene Ontology annotation, cellular component: cytoplasm. Gene Ontology annotation, biological process: glutathione metabolic process. The coding region runs from base 190 to 912 and encodes 240 amino acids. The transcript is spliced from 2 exons. The record is from RefSeq and is a predicted model, not a curated record. Gene Ontology annotation, molecular function: glutathione transferase activity. Lineage: Eukaryota; Viridiplantae; Streptophyta; Magnoliopsida; Poales; Poaceae.